Messenger RNA from Ooceraea biroi (clonal raider ant), 1697 nucleotides. RefSeq names its product regulatory particle non-ATPase 13 (gene Rpn13). Lineage: Eukaryota; Metazoa; Arthropoda; Insecta; Hymenoptera; Formicidae. The record is from RefSeq and is a predicted model, not a curated record. Gene Ontology annotation, cellular component: nucleus; cytoplasm; proteasome regulatory particle, lid subcomplex. Gene Ontology annotation, molecular function: proteasome binding; endopeptidase activator activity.
UCUUGCCCCGCCAUCUUUAAGUGCACUGUCAUCGGCACGACUAGCAAGCGGGCUGAAGAGACCGUCUCGUUGCACGUUGUUACACAUUGAACAGCGAUUAAUUUGUAUCGACGAACAUGUCGAGCGGUGCGCUCUUCGGUAACAAUGCGUCGCGCGGCGCCUCGAAAAAUCUGGUGGAGUUCAAGGCCGGCAAGAUGACCGUGAAGGGGAAGAUGGUUUACCCCGACACACGGAAGGGCCAGCUGUACGUCUAUCAGUCCGACGAUUCGUUAAUGCACUUUUGUUGGAAGGAUCGCACCUCCGGAGUGGUCGAAGAUGAUUUGAUUAUCUUCCCCGAUGACUGCGAGUUCAAGCAUGUUCCCCAGUGCAAGACUGGCAGAGUAUAUCUCUUACGAUUUAAGUCGUCGAGUAAGAAGUUCUUCUUCUGGCUCCAGGAUCUCAAAACGGACAAGGACGAGGAACACUGUAGAAAGAUCAACGAUGUAUUGAAUAACCCGCCGACUCCUGGUUCUCAAAGGAGCGGUGGUGCCAAUGCUGAGGGUGAUCUCCAAAAUUUGUUGAAUAACAUGUCGCAACAGCAGCUCAUACAGUUGUUCGGCGGUGUUGGACAGAUCGGUGGUCUUGGAAGCUUGCUCGGUACGAUGAAUAGACCGCACGGCGUUCAGAGUACAAGAGCGUCCACGACGACGUCAUCGAGCCCGGCGACUACGAAUGUGGCUAGACCGCCGCAUUCGUUGACUCCUGGACCCAAUGCAGACUCCAAGACCUCGAGUAAUAAUAAAUCGUCAUCAAGAACACCGGCUCCGUCCACACCGACCACCACGACAACCACAGCUCCAAACAAUCGGAUACAGCUUAGCGACCUGCAGAACUUCCUGUCGGAAAUACCGACGCCACCUCAGGCAGAGCCUGCUGUCCAGAUAGACCAGAUCAGACGGAGGAAGAAUAACGUUUUCAUGAAGUGCGUGGCAACGAAAAUUCUGAAAUUAUUCUGCUAUCACUGUCAGAGAUAUAAAAUGCCAUUCUCGGUAACGAAAUUCGUGGAACAAUUCAGACUUUAUCAAUAUUUUACGAGUGCCUAAAGUCGCCCUUCGAUAAUAAGGCGCGAAGCAAGUGGAUAAGUAACAAUUUUGUGUCCUCCAUAAUCGUAUGGCUAUACUGCAUAAUUAAUAACACGUAGUACAUUGCAUUAAAAUUCGUUAACAACCAACAAAAGUAUUGUUAAAACAUGUGCAUCUAGAUUAACAAAAUUACACGCAACUAAUGUAUCGACAUUAAAUUGAAAUUUCAUUGUGUUUAGGACAAAGUUUGUGCAUUUAGUUGUAUUUGUGUAGAUGAGAAUAUUAGAAGCCACAUGUUAACAAAAAUUCUAGAAUGUUACGUUUGUUUCCGUCUGUAAGGCCUCAACAAGGCUUGAACAAUGUAUAAAAGUGUCGCAUUGUCAUAUCUGUGUUUUCAACAUUGUGUAGUCUCAUCUAGUACAGUUUUGUGUGACAAUAUCUCUUUGACAGAUCGGCAUAUUGUAUGUAUUUCAUCACAUCGCUGUAUUUAAUUGUUCGCUGAUGUGUGUUGUCAGCUGAGCUGUUACAAAGUACUUGGUUGAGAGAAAUUCUAUCAAAAAAAUAGCAGCAAUUAUUGUUUUUAUACAACAAUUAUUUCAAUAACUAUAAAAAGAGUUGCUGCAUCGUGCUGCAAAA